Messenger RNA from Pseudopipra pipra, 1164 nucleotides. RefSeq names its product homeobox protein HMX1. The transcript has 2 exons. NCBI's taxonomy places the organism in Eukaryota, Metazoa, Chordata, Aves, Passeriformes, Pipridae. Gene Ontology annotation, biological process: negative regulation of DNA-templated transcription; regulation of transcription by RNA polymerase II. Gene Ontology annotation, cellular component: nucleus. The coding region runs from base 196 to 1032 and encodes 278 amino acids. Gene Ontology annotation, molecular function: RNA polymerase II transcription regulatory region sequence-specific DNA binding; DNA-binding transcription factor activity, RNA polymerase II-specific. The record is from RefSeq and is a predicted model, not a curated record.
CCUCCCCUCCUAGCUUGCAGGAAAUGAUGGCAAACCGCGAUCUGAAAUGAUUACUCCGGAAAAAAACCCUUUUAUACCAGGAGAGCAUCCACGGGGCUAGGCAGAGGCGAGAGGCGGCCGCGGGGCAGCGGGGAGACGAGGAGCCAGCCGCCGGCGGAGCCGGGACCCCCUUCCUCCCGCAGUUUCUCUCCGACGAUGCCGGACGAAGCCACGGAAAGCGCCGGCUCCACCUCCGCCCGCGUCUCGUCCUUCUUCAUCGAGGACCUUCUGGGCAGCGAGGGCACGGCGGGCGGCGGGGCGCGGCGGGCGGCGGCGGGCGGUGGCGGGCGCGGGGGUCCGCGCUGCGGGCCGCACUCCCCGCUACACAUCGGCGCCCCGGGCUGCCCCCUCCGCGACGCCGCCGUCGGCUGGUACCGCCGGGCGCACGCCGCCUUCCUGGGCUGCGCCAGCCCCGACACCAGCGACCGGGACUCUCCGGAGCUGCCCGAGGAGCCGGCGGAGCGGGCGGGCGGCGGCGGGCGGGCGGCGGCGCGGGGCCCGGCGGGCGGGCGGCCCGGGCCCGGCGGCCGAGAGGAGGAGGAGGAGCGCAGCGAGGAGCCGGGUGAGCCGGAGCAACGCGCUGCCGGCCGCAAGAAGAAGACGCGCACGGUGUUCAGCCGCAGCCAGGUGUUCCAGCUGGAGUCCACCUUCGACGUGAAACGCUACCUGAGCAGCUCGGAGCGGGCCGGGCUGGCCGCCUCGCUGCACCUCACCGAGACUCAGGUGAAGAUCUGGUUCCAGAACCGCCGCAACAAGUGGAAGCGGCAGCUGGCCGCAGACCUGGAAGCGGCCAACCUCUCCCACGCCGCCCAAAGGAUAGUGCGGGUCCCCAUUUUAUACCACGAGAACUCGCCGGCGAGCGCCUUGGGCUUCACCCUGCCCCACAUGUCACCCCCCUUGGUGGGCUUCUCCAGCGGCGUCAGCUACCCCCUGGGCACCUUCCCCGCCGCCUCUCUCCCUUUCCUACGGUCGCAGAUGACAGGACUCGUCUGAGCGCCCAACUCUGCCGGGACCGCGGCCCCCUCUCGCCCCCUCCCUCGGCUUCCAGCUCCACCCCCCUUCCUCCACGGACUUUUUAUUUUCAACUUACACUUUUCUUGAUUUUCUGCCUUUUUUCUUUUCUUU